AGCUGAGUCGUGCUAGGUGUUUCUUCACACAAUGAUUCCCUUUACUUUGUAGGUUUACACAAGUGGGUAUUCGACUUUACGGCAGUCGCCUUGUUUGCAACACUAGGAGGAAACCAUGCUAAUACUAGUUUUACUAUCUACCAUCGUUCUUGCAAAUGCAGCAGAAACCACGUUUUCUGGCGGCCAGAAAUCUAGUUAUAGAGAACGGAUGGAUGGGUGGCACUUCUUUAAACGGCAUAUGAAAUACUACCUGCUGAGGCGGACGUACGCUGUCCCCGGAGGGAGUCAAAAUGCAAUGUGUGUCCAGGCACCGUUCUCGCCGAAAGUGUAUACAGACGAACACAAACUGGAGAAGACGUUCACUUACCGUAAUAUUAGCUCGACACACAAAAUUGACCCAGUGAACAAUACGUCUGCUCCUCGUUGGCCUGUCGCCAAAUUUCUGAUGCAGUUUUAUGUUUCUCAGGACAAGAGGCGAUUCACACACCUAAUGACGAAACAAGGGUACAACUAUGUAAAUUCCACUCAUUUGACGACUGCUUUUGGAUACGCCCUUCCGGAACCAGAGUGGAAUUUCCUUUACAGUAACAGACGCUGCGCCGUGGUGACUCUCCCGCCGCUUACUCAUCGUCUACCCCCUGUGAAGCCGCACUGUGAGCUUUGGGUCAGCGUGAACAAAACAAACACUGACCCUGAGUUCGACCACAAAAGAAAUUGGUUUAUAUGCGACGCCCUCAUGAAGAGGAAGUGCGACAACGAAUACGAGGAGCAAGUGUAUAACUCUACAAUAUGUGGACCUGUAUUUGAAAAAUCCAAGCAGAAAUAAAUAUACUUCGAG
Rhipicephalus sanguineus (brown dog tick) is the source of this 838-nucleotide messenger RNA. RefSeq lists its product as uncharacterized. Gene Ontology annotation, molecular function: amine binding. NCBI's taxonomy places the organism in Eukaryota, Metazoa, Arthropoda, Arachnida, Ixodida, Ixodidae. The transcript has 5 exons. The record is from RefSeq and is a predicted model, not a curated record. Gene Ontology annotation, biological process: symbiont-mediated perturbation of host defenses. Bases 116 to 826 code for a protein of 236 amino acids.